GAGCCGGGGAGAGAACUCAGGAGUCCGGGCUCUUCCCCGGGCAGCAGGCGGAGGGAGGCAGCCCAGGAGCGGGAACGAUGAGGCAGGGAAGAUUUCCAGGGGACUGGGUUGCCCGGCGCACUGCAUCCUGUCCCCGCUGAGCAGCUGCUGGCAGCGGGCCGGAUUCCCCGUCCCUGCCGUGAUCGCCGAGAUGCAGGCAGAGGAAGAGCCAUGUGUCCCGGAUCUCCAGGGUGAUGAGGAACAGGAGAGCCUGAAAGGUGCCCGCAAAGGUGGCAGGAUGGAUGAGCAGUGUUCCCAGCAGCACGGGCCUGUGGGAGCAGAUCCAGAUGGGGCAUCACCUGAUGAGGAUGCUUCCAUGGGAGAAGAUCCACAUGGGAUGCUGCCUGGUGGGAAUGAGUCCAUAGAAGAGGACCCAGAUGGGCCAUUGUCCGAUGAGACUUUAUCCCAGGUUCCAGCCCUGCGGCAAACCUCUGAGCACUCUCCUGGCUCACAAACCCCUUCAGCCCUGGAAUCUCAGUGGGAAAAGCCCCCAUUGGCACCCACCCAGCCCAGCCCAGCCCCCAAGAAACCCCCUUCCCGUGAGGCACAUCCCACCAUCUGCAGCGAGUGUGGGAAGAGCUUCACCCGGAGCUCCCUGCUGGCCCAGCACCAGCGGGUGCACACGGGGGAGCGCCCCUACCAGUGCACUGAGUGUGGGAAAAGCUUCAGCCGCAGCUCCACCCUCAUCCAGCACUGGAGGACCCACACGGGGGAGCGGCCCAAUACGUGCACCGAGUGCGGGAAGGGAUUCAGCCAGCGCUCCGACCUGGUGAAGCACCUGCGCACCCACACCGGGGAGCGCCCCUACCAGUGCCCCGACUGCGGUCAGAGCUUCAGCCGCAGCUCGGACCUCAUCAAGCACCAGCGCAUCCACACCGGGGAGCGGCCCUACAUCUGCCCUGACUGCGGGAAGGGCUUCAGCCGCAGCUCCGACCUCUUCCAGCACCAGCGCACCCAGCGCGGCGAGAAACCUUACAAGUGCACCGAGUGCGGGAAGAAGUUCAGCCGCAGCUCCAACCUCAUCCGCCACCAGCGCACCCACACGGGCGAGAGGCCCUACGUCUGCCCCGACUGCGGGCGCGGCUUCUCCCAGAACUCCCACUACACGGACCACCAGCGGAGCCACCGCCAUGAGAAACCCUACCACUGCACCCAGUGUGGCAAGGACUUCGGGCGCAGCUCCACCCUGGUCAAGCACUGGCGCACACACACCAGGGAGAUCCUGUGAGCCUGGGGCAGACUUUCAACUCUCCAGUUGUGGACCAGGAAUCCCAAUGUGGCCUCCUGGGGAACUUGACUUAGUGUCGCCCCCAGGGUCAGCUUGGGUUGGUGAUGCCACUAGUCACUGCUGGUCCCUUGGAGGAUUUGAUACAGUGUAUUAUCCAGGGUCAGCCUGAUUAACAGUGUUACCAGUAGAGUCAAUGCUCUUCUCCUGGAGGAUUUGAAACAAUGUCUCCAGCAGGGUCCAUCUGAUACAAUGUUUCCAGUGGGGUCUCACACACACACACACACACCCCCUUAACCUGGCAUAUUUGAUACAAUGUUUCCACCAGGGUCAUUUCUCCUUUCCUUAAAUAAUUUGAUUCAAUGUUUCCAAGAGAGUCAAUUCUUCCCUGGAGGGUAGGCCAGGGUCGUUUGAUGCAAUGUCUCCACUGAGAUCCAUUCUCUUUCCUUGGGUGCAUUGAUACAAUG
Molecule: messenger RNA, 1731 nt
Organism: Chrysemys picta bellii (western painted turtle)
Lineage: Eukaryota; Metazoa; Chordata; Testudines; Emydidae
Source: RefSeq, a predicted model, not a curated record